AUGGACGAUGCUUCAAAUUCAACCGCUAUUCCAAAAAAGAAGCUUCAUACUUAUUUAGAAGAAUUAUUCAAGAAAAAGAGUUCUGUCAGAGAAAACGCACUAAGGAUAUUGGUUAAGCAAUUUCAGACCAAUGUCCAUUACGAAUUUGUUGAAAAUAAUUUUGUCACUUUGAUACAUCGAUGCCAAAAUUGCUUGAAACGGGGUUCAGCAUUGGAGAUUGAUUUAGCAUUACAACUAAUAGGAUUUGUUGUUUUGACUCUUGGUGCCGGUGAUAAUGCACAUGAGGUGUAUGAAGAAUUGCUUAUGUUAGUUCCUGAACUCCUCAUCAAGUCCAAAUUAUCUCACGCGAUCAAGGUGUUCGAGUGUUUGUCUAUUGUCACUUCUGUUGGUGCCACAGACUUUGUAGACACCGAAAGAUCAAUGGAAAUUAUAUGGCAAUUCUUGAAUCAAGAAACCAAACAUCCAUCCUCUGUGGCGGCUGCAGCAAUAUCAGGUUGGGUUCUCCUUCUUUCAGGCAUCGAUCGAUGGAACUCUUGA
Messenger RNA from Solanum verrucosum, 537 nucleotides. RefSeq lists its product as uncharacterized. The transcript has 2 exons. The record is from RefSeq and is a predicted model, not a curated record. The coding region runs from base 1 to 537 and encodes 178 amino acids. Lineage: Eukaryota; Viridiplantae; Streptophyta; Magnoliopsida; Solanales; Solanaceae.